Fusarium redolens is the source of this 2109-nucleotide messenger RNA. RefSeq names its product ankyrin repeat-containing domain protein. Bases 1 to 2109 code for a protein of 702 amino acids. The transcript has 2 exons. Gene Ontology annotation, molecular function: protein binding. The record is from RefSeq and is a predicted model, not a curated record. NCBI's taxonomy places the organism in Eukaryota, Fungi, Ascomycota, Sordariomycetes, Hypocreales, Nectriaceae.
AUGACUGCGACAACCACCAUCAAUCUCAUCAACCUAUGCAGCUCCAUAUCAAAGCGCGCAGCAUCUUGUGCAGCCGCCGCAGAUAAUUUAACCGAACGAGUCAACAGCGAUGAACAGCAUGUUCUCGAGCUCAAGCUCAUAUCAUCUGGUCUUGACCAACUGAAGACCAACAUCACCGAGUUGGAAGAACUCCUCCAUGUCAAACCCGAAGGCCCUCGAUUCCAAGACAUUCGCAAUACUCUCACUCCGCUCCUGGCUACUUACGAAACAACAAUUGAAGUUCUGCGUAUGCAACUGAGCAGCUGGCAGCCAAAAUAUGUCACAGGAUCGGAUAGUGAAUUCUUGAAGGCACAUGAAGACUGUCUUACUGUCUAUAAUGAUGUUCUUGAAGUAUUUACUCGCCUCAUCAGAAAGGAUCAGACUUUAGGCCCAAUUGGCACGACUUAUUUCAUUCAUCAAGCCGAGGAAGUAGUGAAAUCGGCUAUGAACAAGAGACUUGUCAAACCGGAUACAGAUACUGUUCGAGAUGCUGCCAUGCCCAACAGCGAGAAAGCCCCUAUUGAGGAGAAAGAGGUUGCACCGCCUUCGUAUUCAGUGCCUGCAACAUCAACAACGACAUCGUCGGCAAUAGCAUCACCGUCAAUAGUCUCACCACCGCUCGCUCAAAGCCCCGUAAACAACUGUCGUCGCCCCAAAGGCUCAUCGUUCUUCAAAGCCCUCACAUCAGGCUUCCGCAAACAUGAUCCAUUGGUCUCAACACUCUGCCAAGCCGCCAUUCGUGGGGACGAGCAACAAGUCUCAGGGCUGAUCUCCCAAGCCGCGAACGUCAACGGUCGCAACGAAGAUGGGGAUACACCACUGAAGUGCGCCAUAAGAUAUGAUCAAGUUGGAACUGCUCGUCUUCUUCUGCAAGCUGGAGCACAAAGUAAUAAGCUACCGGCUUUGUUCAAGGCUGCUUCCGUUGGAAGUCUCAAGAUCGCUAGGAUGCUUAUUGAUUCAGGGGAGAGUGUACACAGCACAUCCAAGACUGGGAAGCCAUACUUUGUUGAUGUUGUUGCUAAAGGCAACAUGGAUGGUAUCCGAUUCUUACUCGAAAAUGGCGCUCCAGUCAAUGCCAAGAAUGAAAGACGCGAGGAAGUUAUUGUUCAGGUCGUCAAGACGGACAACAUCGAGGUCACUCGUCUUCUUCUCAACCACGGCGCCAAUGCAAAUGCCAAGGAUGCAAUAGGCGAAGAGAUCAUUGUAUACGCCGUCAAAAAGGGCACUGUCGAGCUUGCUCGUCUCCUCCUCGAUCAUGGCGCCGAUCCCAAUGCCGAAAGUGUCAUCAAACAUUCCAUCCUUUACACCGCUGUCCAAAGCGGUAAUGCCGAUAUGGUCGGACUACUCCUUGACAAAGGCGCAAGUGUGAGACUGUUGAAUAUCCUUGGCACUAGUAUUCUAGAGGCUACUAUAGGAAUGAAACGACUCCAGAUUGUUAAGAAACUUAUCGAGGGGGGUGCCGAUGUUGAUGGUACAGAUGCGCUUCAGCAACCUAUUCUGAUCAAGGUUAUCAGGAAUCCGUUUCUGAACAAUGAUGAGAAGGUUGAGAUUCUGAAGAUGCUAAUGGAUAAGGGUGCGAGUCCUGAGACUGUCGAUAUAACCUUUGGACUACCUGCUAUUUGUCACGCUGUCGAAAUGCCCAGUACUCCGGUGGUACAAGAGAUUCUCAGUCGAGGCGUGAAUACCAAGGUCCGUAUGAUCUCGGGUCAGACGCUUCUCACAUACUCUAUCGAUGUCAAUCGGCAGAACACCGUUGAGGCGCUCUUAGCGUCAGGUGCUGAUGUAAACGAGGUUGAUGGACUGAACAGAACGCCUUUAAUGCUGGCGCUGUUGAGGUUGGACUAUAACCUGACGAAGAAACUGAUAGAUUACAAUGCUGAUCCAACAGCCAAAGAGAAUCAAGAAGCUGUCAAGUUCAUCAAGGCUGUUGGAAGAAAGGAUUUGCAGGAACUUCUAAGGCCAAGGGAGGCAGAGGCAGGUCCUUCAGCUCCGGUUGUUCGACACGAGACCGAACUGCCUACGUCUGAGGCACCACCGCCUUCGUAUGAGCUUGUCGCUGGAAAGGUCUAA